AUGGGCGCAAUCAGAGGAAACAUGAACGGACUAAACGCCACAGCGCUGUACGUGUCUGCCAGCCGGGCCGUGCUGCAGUGUGACCCGCGGCAGCCGCACACUUUCACCGACAUGUACACCCUGCUACCCUUCUUCCGGCAGUCCCUGUCCUGCUUCGUCUGCGGUAAACUACUCCAGGAUCCCAUCUCCCCUGCUCCUCCAGACUGUGGACACAGUGUCUGCUCUAGUUGUAAAGGCCAGAAGAUGCGAAUCAGACUGUCGUGUAAUCGAUGUAAGGACUACUCAUUGUUCCAGGAGAACAAGCAGCUAUCGCUGCUUGUUCAGUGCUAUAGGAAGCUCUGUGUAUAUGUACUGCAUUCGCCCCUGCUACAGUCUAUAAGCAGCACGGGCGGCUCUCCUGAUAUCAUGGCCUUGUUAGAUGAGGUGUUGAUGACUGAAGAGGAGAUGGACGAUCUAAACUUGGUGCAGGAGGAGUCAUCUACUGCCCCAGAAUCCCUCACACCAACAGAGGCUCCUGCUUUGUCUACGGAGGUGUCUGCUGCUCCACAGUGCUCCUCAGAGGCCCCAUGUUCAAACGGACCACAGGAGUGUAACGGGGAGUUGCUGGAGGACCUGGACCCUUCGUCCCCAGAGCUAGAAGUGUGUGAGCUAGUGGAGGAGCCAUCCACUGCUCUCUCAAUGUCUGCUGCCAGCUGUGGGGGCCUGGAACUUAGUCUGACUACUGCUCCUUUAGCUACAAGCACGGGCACCAUUUGCUCACUCAGGGAUGGAGAUGCAAGCAGUAGGGAGCUGGAGGAAGGAGAGGUGCUUCUUCUCAGUGUUGAGGAGGUCUUACAGACUCUAGACCCCCUGCAGCCUGGUAGAGACUCACCUCUUUCAGAAAGGACACACUUGGGCUCAGACCGAGGGCAUACGCAGAUGUACAUUCAGCUGGACUCGGCCCAUAACUAUACACAGAUACAAACAGACAGGACUAACACAGUGACCGCUCAUAGUGUUCACACACAUACACCUUCCCUCGACCCUCCACCAAUCCGCCUUAACCGGAAACGCUCUCAUUCAGAGAGUGACAGGGAGAAGGUCAAGCCCCUCCCCAUCUCCUCCAUCCUUCAGGGCUCUACGUCUCAUGUACAUACUAACCCCUCCCACACACUGCUGCACUCACAGACCUCUGUGCCCUCUAUAACUGUUCCUGCACACACAUACUCAUCUCUCUCAAAUGGAACACCUCCCAAAACCAGUCGACCUGUACAUAACCACAGUAAAGGAGCCAGAAAGCACGUCGACCCAAACCCUAAAAAGCCCCAUGCCAAGCCUCGGACCAGUGGAGGUUCCAAAUCCAAGGACCGGAAUAAAGAACAGCGUCUGUUGUCGGGCUGCAUCAUCCCCACAGGGCCGGUCCGACCUCAGUAUAAAAAACCAGUGGAGAAGAAGGGUUGCAAGUGUGGCAGAGCGACGCAGAACCCCUCUGUGCUGACCUGCAGGGGGCAGCGUUGCCCCUGCUACUCAAACCGUAAGGCCUGUCUGGACUGUAUAUGUCGCGGGUGUCAGAACUCCUACAUGGCAAACGGUGAGAAGAAGCUGGAGGCGUUUGCGGUGCCAGAGAAGGCACUUGAGCAGACGCGGCUCACUCUGGGCAUAAACCUGACGAGUAUCACAGCAGCGGCUGCACUCCGUAACCCGGCAACCACCAGCAUUCGCGGCAACACUCUCCUCAACGUCACCACAGCGACAGGUUCACCGGUACCCACGGCCUUCUUGUCCCCCAGUUCACCAGAGGAGCCCAGCUACGAGGACAGUCUGGAGCUGCUCAUUGGAUAA
Messenger RNA from Knipowitschia caucasica, 1821 nucleotides. NCBI's taxonomy places the organism in Eukaryota, Metazoa, Chordata, Actinopteri, Gobiiformes, Gobiidae. The record is from the annotation of a GenBank genome assembly.